Molecule: messenger RNA, 702 nt
Organism: Diplodia corticola
Lineage: Eukaryota; Fungi; Ascomycota; Dothideomycetes; Botryosphaeriales; Botryosphaeriaceae
Product: dna-directed rna polymerase iii subunit rpc7
Exons: 2
Coding region: 1-702 (233 amino acids)
Biological process (GO): transcription by RNA polymerase III
Cellular component (GO): RNA polymerase III complex
Source: RefSeq, a predicted model, not a curated record
AUGGAGCUCCCUCCGCACUGGUUCUGGGGCGGAAAAUCCUACACCGACGAGGAACUCAAUGAGAUCAUCCGCCUGACACGCUUCCAGCCAAACCCGCCUCCCGUCGCACCUCCGCCCCGGCGCGACGAGAAAAUCGCCGUGGCACGCUACCGUGCGCUGCGCGAGCGCAUCCACGAAGGCCCGCUCUACACCGUGCUCGGCGACCACUCGCGCGUCACCAAGCGCGGCGCCGUCGCCACGUCCGCCGUCGUCAUCGACCCCUUUGAAGGCAUGCCCACCUACGGCCAAAAGUACAAGAAGCAGCGCCGCAAGAUCCCGCGCCUGGACACCAGACCUUAUGUGAUGCGCUUCUUCCCCGAGGAGCUCUGGACGACGCUCGAUCCGACGACCAAGCCCGGCGCCAACGCCGCCGCCCUCAAGCAGCGCCGCAAGAUGCUCAAGAUCGCCCUGUCCACGAAGCUGACCCGUCUCGAGGAGCUCGAGGGCGAGGACGGGGAGGGCCUGGGACGCGACGAGGACGAAGACUUCGACAAGGACGAGGACGAGGAUGCGGGCCCGCACGAGGAAGAAGAGCAGGACGACGACUUCGAGGAGGACGAAGACGACGACGACGAUUACAACGCCGAGAACUACUUCGACAAUGGCGAGGACGAUGAGUAUGGCGACGAGGGCGGUGGGGGCGGAGACGAUUAUGACUUCUAG